Molecule: messenger RNA, 1329 nt
Organism: Eutrema salsugineum
Lineage: Eukaryota; Viridiplantae; Streptophyta; Magnoliopsida; Brassicales; Brassicaceae
Product: phosphoglycerate mutase-like protein AT74
Exons: 2
Coding region: 199-1137 (312 amino acids)
Molecular function (GO): phosphatase activity
Source: RefSeq, a predicted model, not a curated record
GUGCUAAGCUUGAGCAAGAAGGUAAUGCAAACCAAGUCUUCGAAGAAAGAAAAAAUUGGGUAGACGAAGAACCAUUCGACGUGAAAUUUGGAUACUCACAUUUCUAUUUGAUCCGAGUUUCAGUACCAAUUUUGUUAGAUUCCGGGAAAAUUCUGGGGAAAAAAAAGCCCUAGAAAGUUUUUCUCCGUUUCAUUAUCCAUGAGUCAGGAAAACAAACUGCUUCCGAGGCGGAUCAUCCUUGUACGGCACGGCGAAUCGGAAGGGAAUCUCGACACGGCGGCAUAUACGACGACGCCGGAUCACAAGAUCCAGUUAACGGAUUCCGGUCUGCUUCAGGCGCAGGAAGCCGGAGCCCGUCUCCACGCGUUGAUCUCCUCCAAUCCGUCUUCGCCGGAGUGGCGCGUGUACUUCUACGUUUCCCCGUACGAUCGGACGCGAUCUACGCUCCGGGAGAUUGGACGGUCGUUCUCGCGUCGCCGCGUGAUUGGUGUUCGCGAAGAAUGUCGAAUUAGGGAACAGGAUUUUGGGAAUUUCCAGGUUAAAGAGCGAAUGAGAGCGACGAAAAAGGUCAGGGAGAGGUUUGGCCGCUUUUUCUACCGGUUCCCGGAGGGAGAAUCCGCCGCCGACGUCUUCGAUCGCGUCUCCAGUUUUCUCGAGUCUCUAUGGAGAGACAUCGACAUGAACAGACUACACAUCAACCCGUCUCAUGAGCUAAACUUUGUGAUUGUCUCACACGGUUUAACAUCGCGUGUCUUUCUGAUGAAAUGGUUCAAGUGGACUGUGGAACAGUUUGAGGCACUAAACAAUCCUGGGAAUAGCGAGAUCAGAGUUAUGGAACUAGGACAAGGCGGUGAUUACAGCUUGGCGAUUCAUCACUCAGAGGAAGAGUUAGAGAAAUGGGGAUUGUCACCAGAGAUGAUUGCAGAUCAGAAAUGGCGUGUUCACGCACAUAAAGGCGAAUGGAAAGAAGAUUGUAAGUGGUAUUUUGGUGACUUUUUCGAUCAUUUGGCUGAUUCCGAUAAAGAAUGCGAGCAUGAGGCCAUUAAAGAAGAAGAAGAGGAAAAAAACGUAAACCUGCUAACGAAUUCAGAAGAUAACAACGAGGAGGAGUUAUGCAAUGGAAAAUGCUGCAGAUAAUUUUACAGAACAAAAGUAUACAUGAGAGGGAAGAAAACAUUUAAAAAGAAAAUUUAAUUUUGAAAAUUUGUACCAUUUACUGAUGAAGCUUUCUGGUUUCUUAGUUUGUAGCUUUUUGGUUUGUGGAAAAGUGUUGUAGAAACCUGUGUGUGAUCCACAGAUACACAUCGUGCUUAUAACACAGAAACAUUA